AUGUCUGAAUUAUCCCGUUCUCCGUUACGCCCCGCUGCCAGCAACAGAAUCAUCUCAGAGUCCACAGGACUAUGUAAACUUCAACUCUCCCCUAAAAGAGAGAAAAGACAUGUUUUACAGCACCAACUGAGUCUGCCCAAGAUAACCAGCAAACGGCUGCUUCUCCAGGUCCAGCCUGCCCAGCCUGCCCAGCCUGAGCCGUCUAGAAACGACCUUUUAACGAAAUACGCCCAGAAACAGGCAAAACUUAUGGAGUUGGAGAACCAGGCUGAACUAGUCCGGUUUGAGCUCUUGGAGCUUCAGAGUCAACUUCAAACUACAGAGAGAGAGUUACCCUUUACCAAUGAAGUGAAAAACUUAAAGAAAAAAGUGUCUACGAUGUUCCAGCAGGCUCCACAGGCGCCAGCGUUACGCAAGAAAGCUUCGAAUAUCUUUAAUUCGCCAGAACCAGCAGCUUUAAAGCAAAAAGCGUCGAUGGUUUUCAAUAACCGGUUUUUAAACGACGUCAAAGAGAAAAUGGACCAGCAGCAGGCUGAAUUCACGAAAAGAGGGUCUGAAUUCGCCAGAUCCUUCUUGGGGUUCCCUAAGAAGGAAGAGGACAAAGGAGCUACGGCAGAUUCGUCGUUUAUGUUUGAAAAUUUGAAUUCCGAACCGGCAAAUAUCGAUAAGUCCAUUCUUCUCAGUGAAGAGCUGGACUCUUCGUUGAUUGUGGAUGCGUACGUUUCUGACGAUGAAGAUUACGUUUCAGACGAGUCUGUCGUCUACUCGAGGUGUUGGUAG
Molecule: messenger RNA, 780 nt
Organism: Candidozyma haemuli
Lineage: Eukaryota; Fungi; Ascomycota; Pichiomycetes; Serinales; Metschnikowiaceae
Exons: 1
Coding region: 1-780 (259 amino acids)
Source: RefSeq, a predicted model, not a curated record